Molecule: messenger RNA, 7593 nt
Organism: Penicillium maclennaniae
Lineage: Eukaryota; Fungi; Ascomycota; Eurotiomycetes; Eurotiales; Aspergillaceae
Exons: 6
Coding region: 1-7593 (2530 amino acids)
Molecular function (GO): protein binding
Source: RefSeq, a predicted model, not a curated record
AUGGCGAGCAAACAAGUAGGCGAGGAGAUGGAUUCGGAGAAGUAUCAGAGCAUCGGAGCUAAAGUUGCAAAGCAGCUUAGCAAGAGGAUGUCUUUGAGCAAGAGCUCGAGCAAAGAAACGAAGGAAAGCCAUAGCAACACGACUGCCACCGACAGUGGCAUCAACCAAACCACUACAACAGACAAUGCUUCGAAAGAAACUGCCAGCGAAAGCAACUUCAGCAAGCAGGCUUUGGAACAUGGUGGAGAGAUGAAAGAUCGAGGAGAUAUAAGGGACAACCAAGGAACUGCCGAAAAAAAGAGAAAACCCGCUGGGCGAAAGAGACGCUGCUGGAGCCCCCCCAGCCACGUCUUCGGCCAUAAGCCCAGCAUAAACCCGAAGGAGUCGAACGAUGAUAUCAAAAAAGGCCCGAUCACCCACGGCCGGACGAACCAGCGAAACCCUACCGGAAGCGCCUAUUCUGGAGCUGGAGGUAGUGGAGACGGACGUUUCAAUCAACCACAGCAUUCUUCCGGUAGGCCUUUGUCAGAAGGCUUUGCUGGAAGCAGCCCGUCAGCUGGAGGUUAUGCGCCCAGAGGAUCUGGUCCUCAUCUAGCAUUUGUCGGAAACAACGCGUCUAAGCGGGACACCACUGCAGGAGGCGUGGCUGGAGAUAGCAACACCACAGCAGCAAAUCUUACUGGAAGCAGUAUUGCCAAAGAUAACACCGUUGGAGGAUCUACCACCGGAGGAGCCUAUACCGGUAGCGAGGCAUCCAAGUCUGGUACCACUGGAAACAAGCCCCAAUUCACUGACACAACUUGGGGCACCAACACCGCUAAUGCCGGAGGUGCUGCUGCUGGAGGAACUCUUGCUGGAAGCAGUACCUCCAAAGGAGAUACAUCCGGAAGCAAGUAUGCCUACACCGAUGCUUCAAAGACCAAUGUUACCGGAGAUUCCGUUACUAGCGGAGCAGUGGGUGGCAGCAGUGCUUCAAGAAACACUGCUUUGAGAAAUGCAAAGCCUACCUACGACGAUGCUAGCGCUGGAGGUAUGACCGGAAGUCAGGCAACUAAAAACUACAUGCCGGGGACUACUUCUAGUGGAGGAGGUCUUUCUCGAAGCAAUGCCACCAAAGUAAAACCUGGAAAUGGCAUCUCUGGAAGUGGGAUGACUGGAAGUGACAUGUCUACCGGUGAUGCCAUCAAGAAGAGUCUUGCUGGAGGUGCCGCUAUCGGCGGUCCCACUGGAAUCAAAGCUGGAGGUCAAAGUGCGACAGACGACACCAUCGACCAUGAGCUGAGUGAACAAUCUCACAUCGCACAAGAUGUUUUCAGUUCUGGUGCGUUCAACAAAGACGCCGCAAAAGGCCUUUCUGGGGGUAGGGAAAUGAUUUCCCAUGACCCACCUAGCAAGCCUACGAGAAAAAUGGGAAAGCACAAGACGGCCCAACAAACCUCUGAAGCAUCCAAAGGGGACUUUGGCCAGGAGACACGUUCAGCUGGACAAGCCAGCAAAGGGAUGUCUGGUAGCAGUGGCCUUGGAAUGGGUGCUGUCGGCGGCGCCUUAUCCGGAGGAACUAUGGACAGCGGAGGUCUUCGUCAGGACAUGACCCAAAGUAAUAUUACUCAAAGCUCCUAUAACCAGACCCAACGCAAUAUGGGUCAGAGCUCCUAUGGCCAGACUCAGUCGAGCACUGCCAAUACCGAAAAGAUGAGCAGCACCACCACUACCACCACUGCACAGCCCAAACGUGUUGUCCAGAAUUUCAGCGGUGGCGGCCACAAGGCCACCGUGCUCCAGGAUAAGGUUCAGGCUGUUUCCCAGAAGUGCAAGACCCAGCUUGGGCUCACGGCUACCGAGAUAAGUCAGAGGGCACCAAACGUGGACACUUUCUUUGAUGCAGUAGCUGCUGAGCGCCUCCGCUGGAUGCCCCGUGAUGGGAGCAGACUGGACUGCCAGUCUCAGUCGAUUGGAGCCUUUGCGCCCGGAGCCGACGACGCCGCCAAGCUCAUUUGGGGAUUCGAGAUCCUUCUCUUGGAGUCUGAUCUUGACAACAUGGAUGUGUUUGAAAGCGUUUUCGGCAGAUAUGGCCGCGUUGCUGUGCACAUUCACUUGCUUCUCCAGUACGAGAGCGCUUACAAGUCGUCCCCUGAGCUUCAGCCAGUAGCUUCAGCUGCGUAUGCAGACCUGCUCGAAAUGGUCUGCAGCACCACGGCUAGCUGUGUUGAAGGCGCGAAGAGCAAGGAGUCUGAACAUACUAUUGCUCAUAAUGUUGACACCGCAUUUUUGACCUACGCCAAGCGCUACUCAACCCAUUGGAACAUUAUUGUUGAAGCUGCAACCUCGAAGCUCGUGAUGAACAGCUCCUUGAUGUACUUGACUCCCGAAUUGGGCAGUCUUCGCCAGUUCUUGGGUGUUCAAGAUCGUCCUCUUCAGUUCAUUCUCGAGUCCCGUACGCACUCUUUGGCGGAGGGGUCGUUUGAAUGGUUUAACAACACCCUGUAUGACUUUUCAACUGGAAAGUCUCCCGUGAUGCUGGUGACUGGUGGCCCAGGCUCGGGAAAGAGUGCCCUGGCGCAGUGGACCGUGGAGCGACUACAGGAGUCAGGCGAGCACGACAAUUGGAAUGUGAUUCCAUACACGAUUCGUGCCGAUAUUCCUGUCGCGACGCUGCCCCUUCGCUUCUUGAAGGGCAUUAUGCACCAGAUGCUAGAUCACUGCGUCAGUGACCAGCGGGCUCAAGAAGCUAUUCUGAUUGAAGUAGCCAGGGCAGCUCAAAGCGCGCUUGAUGGUGCCGGUGAAGCCGAGGUCGAAGAAUCUCUUUGGAGGGGUAUUCGCGUAGGAUUGAGUUCUGACAUUCAGUACAUGUUUAUCGUGGAUGGUUUGGAUCAAAUGAAGGCUGGCGAUACCGAUGCCGUUUCAUGCCUUACCCAUUUCGCUGAGUGCCUUUCCGAUCAGAGUGCCGGGUCCAAGAUGAUCGCCUUCACCAGGCCUCUAGGCUCGAAAAUGCGUGCCCCAAACAUUGAACAUUUCACGCUGCAGACUUCUCAGACUCAAGCUGAUCUGGAGACAUAUGUCUCUAAGAUGAUGUUUAAUUCGCAAUUUGAUGGUCCUGUGGACAAUCAAAUGGAAUCAGCCGUGUCUGUCAUUGUCAACCGCUCACAUGGUUCUUUCAGCUGGGCAGAGAUGGCAGUUGCCCACGCUCAACAGCAGAGAACCCUGAGCCAGGCAAUCUCUGCUGUACAAAGUUUGCCUGAAGCCAUGUCUGACUUGCUGGACUUCCAUAUGAAGAACAUGGACUUCAGUCAGCAUGAGGCACGUUAUAUCAUGUCGUGGCUUGCCGCCGCCGAGAGACCAUUAUUGGUCGAGGAGGUAGAACAGCUGCUAGCUGUUGAUCCCCAGGGUCCCAGCUUCAUGUCACUAUACUCGCGAGGUGAAGAUCAGUGGUUCAGCUCCUUGAAACCUCUUGUUAUGACCCGCGAUGGUGUGGUAUCCUUCGCCCACACAAGCAUUCGCGAUCAUGUCAUCAAGCAGGCAAGAUCUGCCAGCAUUAAAUCUCCACUCAACCUGAGAGAAGCUCACUACGAUCUUCUUACUAGGUGUCUUGCCUGGGUUCAACUGAGUGUGCGAGAAGAGGCUGAAAUUUCCAUGGAUAAGCUUAGUAUGGAGGAGCGUAACCACCUUUUCGACAAAUAUGUCAUGCUCGAGUACACUGCCCGCUAUUGGCUGUCACAUCUACUCUCGUCGCCUCUUGUCACCGAUGAUGGUGAAUUCCAAUUCACUACAGGCUUCAAGAAACUCGUACCCUCGACUGUUCUCUUUGCUCGUCUUGAGUUGACUUGUAAAGAGUCUCAGUACACCCGAUCUAGUGUCGUCGAGCUCUACCGACUGGCUGCAGAUAUUCGUCGCUUAGUUUUGGGUGAGAAGUCGAUGGCUCUUCUCCAGAGUCUCUUCUUUAGUUCUCGUGUCUCAGAAUUGGCUCAUGCCAGUCAUGCAGAUGAGCACAGCUACGAAGCAUGGAGACUUAGUCAAGAGCUCCUGGGCCAGACUGACAGUAUCACGGUGAAUUGUGUUGAGAUGAUGACCCAGUCUUUCACUGCACGGGGCACCAUGACUACUCAACAGGAAGAUAUCAUGAAGUAUCUGAUCUUGACUGAUUCCGAGAUCACUGGUGUUGAGUUCAACCAGCGCCUGAACUACCUCGGAAUGAUAGUGGGCAUGUACAAGACUCGCGGAGAUAACGAAUCUGCCUUAACCAUUUCGAAACAAUUCUACCAGCAAAUUAUGGAGAAAUACGGUACAAAUUCGAGACAGUCGAACGAGACCGCGGAAUUCCUGACCACCCAAUUCCCAACUACUGGAAAUGACGAGAUGAGUCGGGACAUCGCGAGAACCAAGUAUGACAACAUGUUGCGAACCAUGGAAGUUGACGACGAGCGUCGCAUCAAGUACACCCUGUACAUGGCCCAUAUGUACGAGCAACAGGGUGAGACGGCCCAAGCCCAGGCAGUUCUGUCCUCUCUAUGGGCUGGCCUCAACUCUCGCGACAUCGACUCGGUUGAGAUGAUGGACAAGAAGACCAAUGUCGCACUGGUAUACUACCAGUUCCUUCGUCGACAGAGCCGCAACGAAUCAGCGGAAAUGAUCAUCCAUGAGCUCAUUGCGGAUCUCGAGUCUACUGGUAUCCAUUCCGAGGAGAUGAUGCAGCGCGUGCAGCUUCUUCGUGUUGAGACACAAGAAAUGCACAUGUAUAGCAUGGACCGUGCCUUGGCCAUCCUGAUGUGGCGUUACUAUAAGGAGAGCGGCCAGGAAUACACCCAAGACGCUUCGAGUCUAGCUCUUUCGCUUGCCGAAGGCAUGGCUGCAACAGUAACAAUGCAGAGAUCCUCAGGCCUGUCUGUCAAGGACCGCAAGCUGAUGGUAGAGCUUUUGGAUUCCAUCGCCUCGUAUCCCAAGAACCUCUCUGUGUCCACAUUGAUUCUGUGCCACAACCUUGCCAGUAUCUAUGUACGAGAGGGUGACUGGCAAGAAGCAGGUGAUUGCUCCAAGGCAGUUUUGCAGCAUAUCUGGCCCACUGUCGAGCAAGCCGGAUCCCAUAAGAAAUUCAGCACUGAAUUGGCACCCCCGAUUGCCGACCUGGCAUUGGUCUUGGCUUACUGCCACUUCCGCAGACUGCACUUGGAUAUGGGCACUGUAGUCUACGAGAAUGCUUUCGCAUCUCUUAUCUCAUCUGACAGAGUGCCGGUGCCUUCUGUCCUGGCUGUUGCGAAGGCGGUGGUUGAAUUUUACGAGACCACUUUCCAGUUCACCAAGGCUCUCACUUUGCUCCAUACUGUCAGCAACUUCUUGGCAAGUCGUUUGGGCGAGACUCACAAGCAUACAAUUGACAAUCUGUACCUGGAAGCUGCGCUGGCCGCCCGUCUGGAGAUGAAUCCCGAAGCAAAGAGUUCCUACCAUCGCAUCUAUAGGAGCACUUGUGGUGAAACCACCAUAGCUCCGGAUGGAAUUGAAGCUGCACUUGCUCUCAUUGGCCUUUAUGAGACGGAAAGCAAGUGGGACUCUGCCCUGGAAGUCUACCGGCACCUUUGGCCGACUCUUGUGGUUCAAGACAACACGUCUACUUACGAUGAGUCUGAAGUCGAACGUCUCCUGGAGAAGACAUAUCUUGGCUACAUGACUAUCUUGACUACUCAAACGGGGAUGACGGAGUUCUCUGAGAGAUACAAGGUUGCAUCUGACUACGUGACUACAUGCCGUAACGUCUAUGGGCCGACGGAUGAGAAGACACUCAGUGCACUUCUUCUAUACGCCGAGCUGUGCGAGACCAACGAGGCGUACACCGACCAGGCUAUCGCACUCUAUAAGCAGCCUCUUCAUAAUGCUGACUGGGUGCCGACUUCUGAAGCUUCUUUGCCUCUGGAGCAAAUGUCGCAACCACUGCCCAUUACACUGAAGCACAAGCUGGCCCAGCUCUUUGUCCGAAGGCGUGACUCGACUAGCGAGGCUCGCUCGCUGUACACGGAAGAGUUUCAAUUGGCGAAGAAAACCCAGGGAUACUUCUCUACCACUACCUUGUCCUGGCUCCGUGAGCUCGCUCUCGCACAUUCUCGACAGGGAACACCUUCAUCAGUUCAGCAAGGCAAUGCGCUUCUUCACACAUAUGUCACAGAUGUUCUCCACGCCGGCGGCGAUCCCGACAUGACGAGUGACUGGGCUCGUAAGAUAGCCUCCAUCUAUCUGGAAUGCGGCUUCAUUGAAGGUGGCAACAGCGUUCUUGAUGAACUCCGCCACCGCGUGCUCUCAGGAUCCGAUACCUCUGCAAUGGCAUUGAGAGAUCGCCGCGAUGCCAAGUUUGUAGCCUCCUUCGAGGAAGUAUUCGGUCGCCGUGGUAGCUCCGAAGAGAUCAUCACCGAGAUGUAUCGCGAAAUGCAGAUUCAACAGACCUUCACGAGAAACCUGUCUGGCCACGACUUCAUCCCGACACUGAUCUCUGGAGAUCGUCUUGCCCGUCUGCAGAUCGAUCAGAAGCGCGCUCGUGCCGCGAAGGAGACCCGCGACAGGCUAUAUGAGUACUUCUGCGUUACUCUAUCUGCUACCAACAUUGCAGACCACGACAUCGUGAUGCAAUUCUACGUCCGCGAUCUAUGCAACGACCAGCGCUUCCAAGACGCAAGCGACGUCACCGGUGUCUUGCACUCCUUCUUGCAUCUGACAGACGGCCUGAACAGCUACGAAAGUAUCAUCACAGCCACCAAGCUAUGCUUGUACCUGAGCGGCCACCAAGCCACCAAGUGCCAGAACGAGAAACUCUUCAACGAGAUGUCCGUCAAAUCCAAGAUGCUGCUUCAAGAACUCAUGGCUGCGUCCAAGUCACUUGGAAUCGAGAUCAUGGACCUGCCAUUCCCCGAGCUAAACGAUAUCAUCACGCUACUCGGCGAAUGCGAGAUGUUCGACGACCUCGAGACGAUCCUCACCCAGCUCUGGACAUCCCGCAUUGUCCAGCGCACCUGGACUCCAGACGUAGUUGUAUGGAUUGGUCGACGACUCGUCGAGACGCGCUUCUGCCGUGGCUCCGUCGACUCGGCCAUCCAACUAUGUCGCGAUAUCUGCUACAACCUGCGGCAGGUAUGGGGUAGCUGUGACAACGUGACCCUGGAGAUGACCAAGCUUCUAUCUGCUCUCUACACAGCCUUGGAAGACCACAAGUCCGCUGCAACACUGCACGAGGGUGUUCUUCACGACUUGCUCAGCGACUCUGAAGCCAAGAAUCAUCCUGGCGCUUUGAAUGCCGUCUCCCAACACAUGGAACUACUCCGUCGCGCGCAAUCUCGCCUCGGCACAGAGAAGAGUACUCGUUCCUCGUCGCAUGCCGAUCUAAUCGCUCAAGUGACAGACCGGUUUGGUCUGCAAUCCGAACAGAUCGAAGGUGUGGGCGAUGCUAAUGGCGGCGAGAAAUUCGGCGUCUGGUCUAAGCCUCGUCGGUUCAGUAUUGAUGUUGAGGAUCUGGACGACCAGGGCCAGAUGCAUCACAACCACUUGCGGGAGUCUAGUGGUGCUGGGUUGUUGACUGGUAGUGGUGCGCCUCGGAGGAUUUCUGUCCAGGCGCUGUAA